Molecule: messenger RNA, 228 nt
Organism: Lymnaea stagnalis (great pond snail)
Lineage: Eukaryota; Metazoa; Mollusca; Gastropoda; Lymnaeidae
Source: the annotation of a GenBank genome assembly
AUGGCGCUGAACGUCUUCCUGUCCGUGUGGUUCGUCUUCGGCCACUACUGGCUGAUCCGCAUCUGGAAGCCGCACUUCAAGGCGCCGCUGCACGAGCCCAGGAACUGGUGCGACGAGACGGUGUUCUUCUUCACGUUCUGGCAGCUCGUCAUCUGCCACAUCAUCAUCGGGCUGGUCAUAGUGACCGCAAUCAUUCUGUACUGCUGCUAUGUCUGUGUUAAAUGCUUC